CACGCAUGUGCAGUGAACCCGGAUGUAUCAGGACUUGUUUGAAUAAAGAACAAAAGCAUCGGGAUGAAAAUGCAUGAUCGAGAGACUAUUAUUAGAAAGUAAAGGAAUCUGGUUCCGGUACGGAUAAAGUACCCGCGCUCGUUUUAGAUGAUUGAUUACAGUUACUCACUCGUUGGAGUUUUAAUAUUUUAAUGCAUUUGCUUUUAGUCAUAUAAACGCGGUACCAGACCAAUGCGUGAACAUACUUGCAGCAGUCUAUAAAUAUAACACUGUAGCUUUAUUUGUAGUGCUGCAAUGCAUUUGAUUCACGUCUACGGUAAAAAGUAUGAACGUGGCAGCAACUGGUCCGAACCAGAGGUGCUGGAGCUGCUGCAGAUCUGGUCGGACGUGCCGGUCCAAACCGAGCUAGUGACCUGCCUCAGAAACCAGCAUGUGUUCAACCGAAUCGCCAGCACUCUGCGGCAGAAGGGCAUCAAUCGGACCGGGGAUCAAUGCAGGGAGAAGAUCAAAAAGUUGAAGCUGGAGUACAAGCAGAAGACUUUGAGAUCCGCGAGGUAUUACGAGCUGAUGGAAAGGGCGCAGAGCAACCGAUCCGCCGCAACCUCCGGUUCGACUUUGCCUUUAUGGGGCGGUACGGUGACGAACCAGGCAACCGGACUGCAGGGGUCAGAGGCGCCGGGUCACCCGCCCAGAGUAGGUGAAAUGUUGGAGAUCAAGACGGAGGUGAUGAGCUCCGAUGAUGAAGCGGCGGGCCCGCCUGAGAUGAUCUAUGAGUUCGGACCUGUUGAUGAGGAUGAUGAAGGCGCUGCUGAACACAAACAUGCGGGUCCAAACACAGAGGAGAACACUGAGAUGGACGGAGAGCAGGGAAACACACAUGUCAUCUGUUCCCCAUCAGAUUGCAGUGACCAGAACAUGACUGGCUCCUCCGGUGCGGGAGUAUCCCCGGCAACAGCUCCCAUGGCAAUGAGAGAAGGAGGUAGCCAUGGCGACCAAGAAGGGGGUUCCGGAUCAUUCCAUCAGAGGAAGCGUCGCCGAGUGGGACGUGGGGGCGAAGGGGUGUUAUCGAAUGCUCUGGCUGGGUAUCUAAGCUGGCAGCAGACAGCAGAAGAGCGUUUCUUGGCUCUGGAGGAGGCCCGGAUGCAGCAGGAGGCACGGGCUGAGGAGCGGAGGGAGCAGCAGGAGGAGAGACGAGCAAAGCAAGAGAGAGAUCAUGAGUUUCGUCUCAUGUCCAUGUUGACCAGAGUCCUGAGUUCAUCACGUGGGACAGAAGACCAGAGUGCCUCUACCAGCAGGGAAACGUUCCCAUUGCCCUGCACAUCACAAACCUUGUUCCCCUGUUUGUUACCCAACAGUGCCAAAACUGUACCCAGCAUGCGUUGGGGUGAUCAGACGGCCCAGUACAGCCCGUACCUGUCUCGCCGUGGCAACAGCAUGCGGCUGCACCAGGGAAUCCUGCAGGAAGGCUACAACCAGUAUCACGCCAACAAGCACGACGAGAAUUCAAACCCACAUGGCAUUAUAAACUUAGGAACCAGUGAAAACAAGCUGUGCUUUGACCUCCUGCAGAAAAGGCUGAUGCGACCUGACAUGCUUCACAUUGAACCUGCUUUCUUACAAUACCCCGAUUGGAAAGGCCACAGUGUCCUUCAAGAGGAAGUUGCUAAGUUCCUCUCAGACUACUGUCGUUCUCCCAAACCUCUAAAACCUGAGAAUGUUGUUGUUAUGAACGGUUGUGGGUCUGUGUUCUCGGCUUUGGCAGCUACGCUCUGUGACCCAGAAGAUGCCAUUCUUAUCCCGUCGCCCUUCUAUGGUGUGAUUACGGAGGAUGUGGGCUUGUACAGCACUGUCAAACUGCACCAUGUGCCACUUUAUAGUCAGCCCACAGGAAGUGAUGUCAGACCAUUCCAGCUAACUGUCGAGAAAUUGGAGAACUCUCUUAAAGAGGCCAAGAAAGAGAGAUUGAACAUCAAGGCCCUUAUCCUGUUAAACCCCCACAAUCCACUGGGAGAGGUGUACUCGUCUGAAGAGUUGAUCAGCUUUCUACAGUUUGCCAAAAUGCACAAGCUUCAUGUGAUCGUGGAUGAGAUUUACAUGCUCUCCGUGUUCAAUGAGACAGACACGUUUUGCAGUGUUCUCAGCUUGGAUGGGUUGCCAGAUCCCCAGAGAACCCAUGUUAUGUGGGGCGUCAGUAAGGACUUUGCUAUGGCAGGAAUGCGACUUGGCAUGGUCUACUCGGAGAAUGGAGAGUUGGUUCAGGCCCUGGAUCAGCUGGACUGCUUCCACGGAGUCCCAGGACCCACACAGUACCAGAUGGCCCAGCUUCUCAGAGACAGAGACUGGCUGAAUAGUGAGUUCCUUCCGGAGAACAGACACAGGCUAAGAGAGGCUCACAGCUUCAUGAUAGAAGAGCUGAAGAAACUGGACAUACCUUUCUUGCACAGGUCUGCGGGUUUCUUCAUCUGGGCGGACUUGAGCAAGUAUCUAAAGGAGAAGACGUUUGCCGAGGAGCUGUCUCUGUGGAGGUGUUUCCUCAAGCACAAGGUUCUGCUGAGCUGCGGUCAGGCCUUCAGCUGUGUGUCUCCAGGCUGGUUCAGAAUCAUCUUCACUGAUCGACUGCACAAACUGCAGCAAGGUGUGCAGAGGAUUAAAAAUGCAUUAGAAGAACUUCAGGGCUCUUCAGUGCUUGAGACAAAGAGGACAACAAAUGACGAACAGGAUGACAGCCGUGGGACCGUGAGGAGGGAAGACACUAAGACAAUGGAUGAGUGCAAAGAGCAGACACACAAGACCUCAAGCGUUCAAACCAAACUUGACACAGUGUGCAUUAAGACAGAGCCCGUCUCACUGACUGAUGAAAACUUUACAAUUCUUAAUGGCCAAUCUGACAUGCACUCAGAGAGUCUGGACUCUUUGAUUGGUACUCUGCGACAGCAGAUCCACGUGUCUGAUUGGCUGGAGAAGCACAAGUUGGCUGCUGGACAGGACCCAACACAAUUGGAUGUUUUCACAGACCUGCUCGAUAAAGCCAGGAAAUAGAGUAACAGUUGGUAGAAACAAGUUUGUGCAACGCAACUGUCAAUACAAAUACUUUUUUUAAUGAAUGAUACUUUCACCUCAUGUACAGUUUAGAGGCAAAGUCUGUAAUUGCAGAAACAGCACAACGGCGAUCCUUGUAAUUAGAGAUUGAAACAAUUAUGGAGAGUCACCACAGCAGUAUAUGAAAAUGUUGUUAUUGUUGGAUGUUUUUACUCUUUAAUUAUUACCCUGGCUGUCACAGUAAUUGGAGACUGCCCCUUUAAUUGCACUCAUAUCAAAUUCUAAGCAUCCAACCUAUUGUCUUUGAGUUGUUUUA
Molecule: messenger RNA, 3355 nt
Organism: Sinocyclocheilus anshuiensis
Lineage: Eukaryota; Metazoa; Chordata; Actinopteri; Cypriniformes; Cyprinidae
Product: 1-aminocyclopropane-1-carboxylate synthase-like protein 1
Exons: 15
Coding region: 295-3039 (914 amino acids)
Biological process (GO): amino acid metabolic process; biosynthetic process
Molecular function (GO): transaminase activity; pyridoxal phosphate binding
Source: RefSeq, a predicted model, not a curated record